CCCAUCUGAAAUGUUGGUGUUUUUCAAUACCCAGAAAGCCCAAGGGCAGAUUUCCUCUUGUUUUCAGAGGUUCCGGGAAAGGUGAGGAUUUAUCUGCCAGACAAUCACUGGAAAAGAGCAGGAAAACGGGAUCGGUUUUCUUCAGUAAAGGAGAGGAUGCUACACCUCAAGGAGAAGAAAUGGGCAAAGAGAAACCCAGUUCUACGGAAGUUCUUACUCCACAGCUGCUGAUAAUGAAGAGGCUUAUCCUGACUCUAUUCACACUCCUACUGCUCAGAGACUUGGUGAUUUCAGGAGGAGCCGAUUCAAGGAAAAUCAUCAUCACCCAGAUCAUCAAUUUCAACUUCGAAAAGACCCGGAUUAAUUGGACCGUGACAGAUAACUCGGCUAGAGAGAACUUAACCUUCCAAUACACGUUGGAUGGAGGAAGCACAUGGCAUUUAUGCCCCGACUAUUUGUUUGAGCUUGGCUAUAAGGUCGGAUGUCUCUUUCAAGCCGAGGACGAAACCCUAGAAUAUUCCAUCCACAGUGGAGACGAGUUACUUUAUGAGCAAACUCUGAUGACCAGCUCAUACAUAAAGCCCGACUCUCCCAAGAACCUGACUUUCACGUGGAAGGAAAGUACCGUUCGAAUAAAAUGCCCCAACCUGAACCUCGGCGACCUCUCGUAUGAGAUUCAAUACCGAAGCGUAUUCGAUGACGGAUGGCAGUCCCAAGAGGAGGAAGACUGUGAUAUUGAAGCGCAAGGACUGGAUCUGGAAAAAUGCUACACCUUCCGAGCCAGAGUGAGAGCCCAGGAGUUCGGCUAUGGACCGGACACCUAUCCUAGCGACUGGACCCCUGAGAGCCUGUGGCGGAACGGAAAGUCAGUAGAUUCCUGCUCAGUCAGUCCUCCGGCAAGAAAGAUCCUCUAUUUGAUGUCCGGGCUGGUCACGCUUGUGGUAACCUUCCUCCUCCUGCUUCUGGCUUUGUGGAAGUCACCCAGAGUAAAGGAACUAAUCGUUCCUAUCAUUCCGGAUCCAAAGUAUAUAUUCCCCGGCCUGUUUGAUGAUCACAGAGGCAACUUUCAGGAGUGGAUCAAAGAAACCGAGGAUCUGAUGAAUCCCAUCGACGCUGAAUGCGUGGAGGAGCCGUGUGUCAUCGAAGAGGAACUCACUGUACGGCCCCGCCGGAAGGAGAACAUGGUUCGUGACGCUUCCAGAUUUCAGGAGCUGCCGCCCAGCAGCGAACCGGCUAAAGACUCCCACCUCUCGCCUCCAGCCACCGAUACUGUUACUUUUGGAAAUCCCAAGUUCGUUAUCAAUGAAAACAUGUAUGUCGUGCUCUGACCCUCCGGCCCACAUCAGGCCGAUUUGGAUCAGCCUGAGGCCCAGAUCAGAGGAGAUGGAAAGAGGUCCAGCCGUGGCUAAACCGGGUGAGGAAUUAGCAAAGAUGGAGUCGGGGAGAUCUGAGAUAUUCCAGACGUGCUAGCAGGGAGAUUUCCGAAAGCCACGAGGCCCAUUCCCUCGUCCAGAGACAGAGGUCCCCCUCUCUGUCACCUCGGGUUGAAAUUCCUGCUCGAGUCCAUCAGACUGUUUCUCAGUCCCUCAGCAGGGCCUGGUACAAAAACCCCAGCAUUCUUCCCCGCUGUACUUUAUCGAACGUUCCGCAAAGCCAGGAUUCCUCCCUCAUGAACCUAUCUCUUGGCAUAUUUGGCCAAGAUCCCUCCACAGGGAACUCUGCCAAUCAUCGUGUGUGGUCCGCAUUCCUCCCCUGAGAUCUUCACCUCCUGUCGUGUCCUCAUUGUGGGCAGGAGAUGAGUCCAUUUAUUGUACUGUAUUGUCCCAAAUGCUUAAUACAGUGCUCUGCACACAAGAGGUGCUCAAUAAAUACAAUCGAAUGAAUGAGUGAAUGAAUGACUCCUCCUCGAUGAACUUUAUCUCUUCAUAUAUGGCCAGGAUUCCUCCCUGGGGGAACCCUAUUGAUCAUCAUGUGCGGUAUAGGGGAUGGUAUUUGUUAGGCGCUUACUAUGUGCAGAGCACUGUUCUAAGCGCUGGGGUAGAUACAGGGUAAUCAGG
Molecule: messenger RNA, 2057 nt
Organism: Ornithorhynchus anatinus (platypus)
Lineage: Eukaryota; Metazoa; Chordata; Mammalia; Monotremata; Ornithorhynchidae
Gene: CRLF2
Product: cytokine receptor like factor 2
Exons: 9
Coding region: 180-1328 (382 amino acids)
Biological process (GO): cytokine-mediated signaling pathway
Cellular component (GO): external side of plasma membrane
Molecular function (GO): protein binding; cytokine receptor activity
Source: RefSeq, a predicted model, not a curated record